AUGGCCGAGCCUGAGGAGCUCGACGAGGAUCUCUUCGCCGAUCUCUACGAGAACGACGAGGCUCCUUCCAAGCCCGCUCAGCCCGCUGCUCCCGCUGCCCAAGCCGUGCCGUCUGCCCCGGAACCCGCGCCCGCGGCCGCUCCGUCCGUUGUUGAGCACCAGGUGUCCAGCCACAAUGGUGGGAUUGCAGGUGCAGGCGAUGGCGAUGUGAACAUGAACGGUGGCGACAAUCACGCUGGUCACCAUGAGCAGUCUGGAGGUCACGAGCAACCGAGCGGCAUUGGCAUCAAAGAAGACGGUAAAAUGUUCAUUGGUGGAUUGAACUGGGAGACCACGGAUCAAUCGCUGCGUGACUACUUCUCUCAGUUUGGUGAGGUCGCCGAGUGCACCGUCAUGCGCGAUGGUGCUACCGGCCGGUCCCGUGGCUUUGGCUUCCUUACCUUCAAGGACCCCAAGACGGUCAACAUUGUCAUGGUGAAAGAGCACUAUCUCGAUGGCAAGAUUAUUGAUCCGAAGCGUGCGAUUCCCCGCGAGGAGCAGGAAAAGACUGCAAAGAUCUUCGUUGGUGGUGUUAGCCAGGAGGCCACCGAGCAAGACUUCAAGACUUUCUUCGAACAGUUUGGCCGCGUCAUAGAUGCCACCCUCAUGAUGGACAAGGACACUGGCCGACCCCGUGGCUUCGGAUUCGUCACCUUCGACGGCGAGGCUGCUGUCGAUGCCUGUCUUCAGGGCCCGCUCGCCAUCCUCGGAAAGCCCAUCGAAGUCAAGCGCGCACAACCGCGUGGUAAUCUAAAGGAUAACGACGAUGACAGGGGAGGAAAGUUUGGUCGUCGUGGCGAUAAGUUUGGCAACCGUGAUGGUGGUUUCGACAACCAGCAGAACCAGCAGCAGGGUGCACAGGGCAUGCCCAAUGGCAUGAGCCCGGCCAUGAUGGCACAGUACUGGCAACGUAUGCAACAGUACUUCGCUAUGAUGCAGCAACAGAUGGCCGCUAGCAUGCAAGGCGGUGGACAAAUGAACCCGAUGAUGGGCGGUGGUCAGAUGAACCCACAGAUGAUGCAACAGAUGAUGGCCAUGAACCAGAUGAGGGGCAACAACUCCAUGUCUCCCACCGGCAGCCCCGUUCCUCCCGGUACCCCUAUGCAGAAUGGCAUGAACCCUAUGAUGCAGCAACAAAUGCAGCAGGGCCAGAUGGGUCCUGGCGCUAUGGGUCCUGGUGGUUUCCAGGGCGGUCCCGGUGGCGCCAACAUGAUGGCUGCAGCGGCUGCGGCAGCCAACCGUCCGGGUUUCAAUGCGCAAGAACAGCUCGCAUUUGAACAGCAGAAGUAUGAGCAGCAGCAGGCGCGCCGGAUGCAGCAAGGCGCAUACGGUCAGGGCGGCUACAACCAAGGCGGACCGACCAGCUGGGAGGGCAUGUACGACGACGUUCCGCAGCCCAACAUGCCGGCCAAUGGCUCACAGGGUGGUGCGGCCCGUGGUGGAUUCGGUGGUGCUGGUAGAGGCGGGUUCGGUGGUGCGCAGAGGGGAGGUGGUGUCGCUCGUGGACAGGCCACCACGCCGCCGGUCCAGCCUAGCAACGCGCCUGCAAACGCUCCCACCGGCCCUAAGAAUGCUGGCAAGCCGGGCGCAAACUACCGCGGCGGUGGCCGGGGUUCGCACAGAGGAUUCCACCCGUACGCGAGGAACGGCUAA
Messenger RNA from Lasiodiplodia theobromae, 1692 nucleotides. RefSeq names its product Heterogeneous nuclear ribonucleoprotein hrp1. Bases 1 to 1692 code for a protein of 563 amino acids. Gene Ontology annotation, molecular function: RNA binding. NCBI's taxonomy places the organism in Eukaryota, Fungi, Ascomycota, Dothideomycetes, Botryosphaeriales, Botryosphaeriaceae. The record is from RefSeq and is a predicted model, not a curated record. The transcript is spliced from 5 exons.